Astyanax mexicanus (Mexican tetra) is the source of this 1456-nucleotide messenger RNA. RefSeq names its product interleukin-10 receptor subunit beta. NCBI's taxonomy places the organism in Eukaryota, Metazoa, Chordata, Actinopteri, Characiformes, Acestrorhamphidae. Gene Ontology annotation, molecular function: protein binding. Bases 112 to 1233 code for a protein of 373 amino acids. The record is from RefSeq and is a predicted model, not a curated record. The transcript has 7 exons.
GUCCCGCCCAGUACUUCCUCUAAACACCGAGGGGAGCAGCGCAGAUCGGCCGCGUGGACCCGAGUUCCCCACCUGAACCGGACUGAUCCGGACUGAUCCGAACCCGGAGCGAUGAUCCGAACCCUCCUCAGCCUCCUGCUGCUCUGCCCGCGCGCCGCUGCUGGAGGUAAAGUUCCCAGCCCUGAGGAUGUGACAGUAAUAUCUCAGGACAUGGGGCUGAUUUUGAAGUGGAACCCACCAAAGAACUCCACCGGGCAGAACUUCACCUAUACAGCCGAGUACAGAGAUUAUCAGCCAUUUUUUCUGACUGUUUGCUGGAGCACCUCAUCACUGAGUUGUGAUUUCACUGAUAUGGUCUCUGCGUUUGGGGUGUAUGAUCUGCGCGUGCGGACAGAGCGUGAAGGAAAUAGCUCUGAUUGGAUAGUGAAGGAAAACAUAUCUCUGGAUAAAAUCACUGUAAUAAGCGCUCCAGGUGUGAAGUUGCAGAGCAGAAAGGGGGAGAUUGAGGUAAACAUCACUGGCCCCACCCUCAAAAAAAGCAAUCUUGAGGAACUUUUUAAUUCUAUGUCGUACCGUAUUCGUUAUUGGAUUGACGGGCAAGUGGAAAAGAAAGAGCUGAGGGCAGAACAGAGCAGGGUAAUGCUUCAGAGUCUUACACCAAAUGUCCGGUACUGCGUGCAAGUGGAGAUUCUGACAAAUUCAUUUACUGAGGAAUCGAAAGGCAAACCUAGCCUGCCGAGCAACCACACCUGUAUUCUCAACACUGAGAAUGAUGAUGUUGAGCUGUGGCUGAUAUUGGUGGUGUUGCUGGGCAGCUUCGUUGUCGUUUUGGUUUCUGUGGUCCUGGUAUUCUUUGCUUGCUGGUUCUCCUACAAAGGCUUCAGAUUUCUGCACCCGGAAGCCAAACUGCCUGAACACUUUAAGCAGUACUUAUGCGAGCGUCCCAAAUCUUCCCUGUUCCUGGCCAUGCAGAACAGCCCUCAGCCGGAGGAGCGUUAUCAUGAGGUGAGCAUCGUUCAGUGUCUGGACGACCCCAGUGCUCUUCAGCAGCUCCAGCAGGCGCAAGGCUCUAACCGCACUCGGCCUUAUGCAAACAUCUCCCCCAAACCAGAGGACGGACAGAACCGGGGAGAGAUGCUGUGUGAACGGGAGCAUAGGAAAAACGAGGAGAACGCAGGAAGGAGUGUGCGCCAAUCAGGCGAGGAAGAGAUGCAGCGGCUGCUGCUGCAGUAAUGCUGCGUUCAGAACUUCAGAAGAGCGUAUUACUUUUACACUGUUCUAUAGAAUAUUCUAUUAUUAUACCAGUUUGAUAAAAUCAGAGUUGGUGUGUGCACUUUUCAUACUGUCUACAGGUUUGUGUCAAUUAUAUUUUUAAAGUGAAGGUUUAGUUAAAAUGAAUAUUUUUUAUUGAUUAAAAGUGUGAUGUAGUUUCGUAUUAAAAAUAUUUUUUCUUUUA